AUGAAACAACUUGGUUUCAACCCGGGACAGAUUGGAUUGACAGCACUGUUCGGGAUACCGCAUCUAUUCAUACCACUGUGUCUACUGUUCGGUGAGAAAUUGCGAGCAAGAAUGAUUGUCGCAGUAUUUGGUACCUUGGCGGCAUCAGUAUGUUGUAUGUUACCACUUUUAUCCCUGAUAGUACCAGCGCUACAGCCGACAUGCUAUACCAAACCAUACAUAGCAUUCAAGUCUGCUAGCAAAGCAAUACAACUUAGAAACGGAACAGUGCAUUUGAACUAUUCAAGCUAUGCAUUCCGCAGUAACACGAAGCACUUUACAUCGACCGAGUCUCUUGAAGCGGUACAACAACAUAUCUUCAUUAAUAGUUCGGUCGAUAUAACCGCCAAUAACCCGUCUGCCUUCGUGAUCCACCGUACAAUUUCUCAUUUGCCAUUGAACAACCCACUGAAUACCGUCUCAGUGCAUUCGAAGAAUUCAAACCCUACUAGAACUCGCAUAACCGACUUGCAACCACAUCAUCCCAAAGCAUAUUUAACAUCAACCCACACUCCAUCAAUACCAGAAGUUGCCUCUGGUCAUAAUGGCCGAAUGCUCUCGAAGGAUAAAACACGCCUAUCUGUCUCUAAGAUUCACCAUUCCUUAAGAUUUAACAACACCUUAACUAUACAGCGUACGCGACCCUCAAACUAUUCCAGCAAUCCAGCCAAACCAUCCUCUAAGACUCGCAAUUCACAGUCUUCGCUGAGUGCUUUAUUCCUAAUACUAAUAAUCUCAAGAUCUCUGACGCAGUUUUUUGAUCGUAUAGAUCUAUCCUUGGCAAACCUAGCCACGAUGACUUUCAUUCAAGGAAGAAACGGGAGUUAUGGCGUUUAUCGCAUGUGGUCCUAUAUAGCUAUCGCUCUUUCUCUUCCGUCUGUCUCUGUGCUGGCUUGGUACAUUCGGAUAAAUAUGUGUGGAGUUACGAAGUAUGGUUAUUUCGUAGCUUUUAUAUGGGGAGGAAUUAUGCUCUUACUUUCGAUGGUAUCUCUUCCCUGGUUCAAGUUUGAGUACAACGAGAAAAAAGCAUUCACCUGGUCUGGAGUUAAAUCUGAUGUUUUUAAUACGCACUACAUUCUUAUGUUCGUCGUUCAGUUUUAUGCCGGACUGUGUUUAGCGUUUCAAUGCUACUGGGAAUUUUGGUACUUAGAUGGAUUAUCUGCAAGCCCGUUAUUAAUUGCCGCUGCAGGUUUAGUGAGAAGGCCUUUGGUAGCGAUGUCUGCGUUUCUAUCAACUCAUUUGAUAAGAAAGAUCGGUGAAUUAAAGACUAUAUGUGUGGCAAUGUUUCUUUACGCGUGCUCGUAUUUUGCGCUGUCGUUCGCAAGAGUAGCUUGGUUGGUUAUUGUGAUUGACAUGUUUCAAGCGUUUGCUCCUGCUAUUAAUUACUGUGCAUUCACUGCAAUUUUCUACAAUGCUUCAUCAAAAGAAAACUCAAGUAUGAUCCUCGGUAAGUGGUAA
Molecule: messenger RNA, 1497 nt
Organism: Paramuricea clavata
Lineage: Eukaryota; Metazoa; Cnidaria; Anthozoa; Malacalcyonacea; Plexauridae
Source: the annotation of a GenBank genome assembly